This is a messenger RNA of Perkinsus marinus ATCC 50983, 1352 nucleotides long. Its product is annotated as WD-repeat protein, putative. The transcript is spliced from 12 exons. The record is from RefSeq and is a predicted model, not a curated record. NCBI's taxonomy places the organism in Eukaryota, Perkinsozoa, Perkinsida, Perkinsidae. Gene Ontology annotation, cellular component: preribosome, large subunit precursor. Bases 1 to 1296 code for a protein of 431 amino acids. Gene Ontology annotation, molecular function: protein binding.
AUGGCUCAAUCGUCACCUGCUGCCGAUAUGAAUGAUGUCCCCGGUGAAGGAGGGGAACCAGCAGCUCCCGCACUCAUAACGCAGGUGGAAGGGGUUUUCAUGACGAGGUUGCCUGAGGAAUAUCAUAUCCCUGAAGACCCUAUUGUUCUGGAAGGCGACCUCUCCCGUUCCGGUCUAUCUGCCAUGCUCAAUGACUUGCUCUCAUUCCAAGAGCCAGUGGUGUUUGACUUCAUCAUUAACGGACAGUUCUUGCGGACUAGCCUCGCAGAUUUCUACAAGCAAUACGGCCUCUCUAGCGAAGUUGCAUGCAACAUAGAGUAUGUUUUGGCGAUGCCAGAGCCCGAGACCGCUGAGGUUACUCAAGAGGAUGAGUGGCUUUCCUGCAUUGAACUCCUUGAGGGUACACAGUCGGGGGUCUAUGCUACUGGAUCGAUGAAAGGCUCGUGGAGUCUAUACACAUCUGAGGGUCAUCGCAAGCUCUUCGGGCAGCGCGACUCGGACACUUCGGUCUUGGCACUUGCUGGACGCGAGGACACUGUGGUUACUGGUAGUCGGGAUGGACUGGUUCGAUUUUAUGCUCUCGAUGAGAGCGGCAAGCCUCCGGCGCUCGUCUCGAGUGCAAACAAUGGGAUUAAGGGAGGAGUCGCAGCGGUGACAGCACUCACAAUCUCUUCUGAUGGAAGCAUAGUCGUUGCUGGCGAUGCUGGUGGACUCCUCGCCUUAUAUAAUGUUCCCUCUGAGUCGUCCCGUGACGUUGCCGGUCCGCGGGUAGUCUUUGCCGAUCACCACAUGGAGGCUUGCGGUGUUACGAGGCUGGUGAAGGUCAACACAGAAACUGUUAUGUCAGCGUCUUUGGACAGCACUCUUGCGCUAUGGGAUAUCUUGGCUGCCAAGCGGCAUGCAGUUCUUCCUUGCGGGAGGGCGGCAACUGCUCUGGCCAUCUCAUCGAACAGAUCAGGAGUUUGUACAGGCCACGAUGAUGGCCGUGUUGCAUAUUGGGAUUUACGCUCUUCCAAGGAUGAGCUUGAACUCACUCAGCAGUACAGAACCCAUGAGCGUUCAAUAACAGGGGUUUCGUGGAAUCCGAGGAGUGACUAUCUAGUGGCCACGAGCUCUCUCGACGGGACCGUCAGGCUCUAUGACUCACGAUCGGCUCGAUUGCCGCUACAGAGAUGCGAUCUGCCUCAAGACACCGCGGUGACCGGCUGCACUUGGUGCAAUGAUAAGAUUAUCCUCUCCUCGGGUUCAGAUGGUAAGGUCCGAACUCAUAUGAUCAAGCCUUCGCUAGUUGAGUGAUCAUGCUGAGGCCGAUUGGUGUCACAACGUCAUUUACACGUACAUUCCUGGAAUAC